Molecule: messenger RNA, 1677 nt
Organism: Chondrus crispus (carragheen)
Lineage: Eukaryota; Rhodophyta; Florideophyceae; Gigartinales; Gigartinaceae
Exons: 1
Coding region: 1-1677 (558 amino acids)
Biological process (GO): protein folding
Cellular component (GO): chaperonin-containing T-complex
Molecular function (GO): ATP hydrolysis activity; ATP binding; ATP-dependent protein folding chaperone
Source: RefSeq, a predicted model, not a curated record
AUGAGCAUUAGCGGCGGCAGCGGUGGCGUCGGCACAGGAUCCGGCUCCCGGAUGUCUCAGAAGUCAAAGGAUGUUAGAAGAAACAACAUCACGGCUGCGAAAGCCGUGGCCGAUGCAGUUCGGACCUCCCUUGGGCCACGCGGUAUGGAUAAGAUGGUGCAAACUGCAGAUGGCGGUGUCCUCAUCACCAACGACGGUGCCACCAUUCUCGAAAAGAUGCAGGUCGAGCACCCGGCCGCCAAGAUGCUCGUACAGCUCUCCCGCUCGCAGGACGUCGUGGCGGGCGAUGGCACUACGUCCGUCGUUGUCAUUUGCGGAGCACUUUUAAGUGCCGCACUUGACUUGCUUGGAAGCGGUAUUCACCCUUCCGCCAUAUCAGACGCCUUUCAAGUCGCCCUGGACAAGUCUCUGCAAAUCGUGAAGGAGAUGGCUGUACCAGUCAACCUCGAAGACAAAGAAGCCCUUAAGCAGGCUGCCACCACGAGUCUCAACUCCAAGGUCGUUCGUCAAUACGCAAACUUGCUUGCUCCCAUUGCGGUUGAUGCCGUGUUAGCUGUAAAAGGGGCUCAGGCUAAGCACUCCGCAGUCGUGUUAGAAAACGGAAAUGGCGCUGUCCCUAUGAAGGGUGUCACGUCUGAGUCGACAACUUCUUUUGUUGACCUAAAGAAUAUCCGGACCGUUAAGAAGCUGGGUGGUACACUUGACGACACUGAGAUGGUAGACGGAUUGCUUCUAAGCCAACCAGUUGCCAAGGGCGGCUCAAAUUCCGUCACCAAGGUCACUAACGCCAAGGUUGCCCUCAUCCAAUUCUGUCUCAGCCCGCCCAAGACGGAUGUGGAAAAUUCAGUUGUUGUACAGGAUUAUACAGCUAUGGACAGAAUCCUUCGGGAAGAGAGAACUUAUAUCUUGGGGUUGUGUAAGAAAAUCAAAGCAGCAGGUUGCAAUGUCGUUCUUCUUCAAAAGAGCAUCCUUCGCGAUGCGACAACUGAACUCAGCCUGCACUUCCUUGCUAAAAUGAAGAUCAUGGCAGUCAACGAUAUAGAGCGUGACGAAGUUGAGUUCAUCUCAAAGAGUCUCGGGCUCACGCCGAUUGCAGGAAUUGAAUCGUUCACAGCUGACAAAAUGGCGAAGGUUGAGCUUGUUGAAGAGGUUUCCCUUGGCACCGACAAGAUGAUCAAGAUGACCGGGGUCACAAAGACACCAAAGGAAACCGUAUCGAUCCUAGUUCGAGGUUCGAACCAACUUCUAUUAGACGAAGCGGAACGUUCUCUCCACGACGCAUUGUGUGUUGUUCGUUCACUUGUGCACAAGCAGUAUUUACUUCCGGGCGGAGGUGCCCCUGAAACCGAGGUAUCGGUCUUACUGUCUCGAGCAGCAAAGGAGAAAAGUGGAAUGGAAGCGUAUUGUAUGGAAGCGUACGCUGAAGCGUUGAACGUCGUUCCUUUUACACUCGCAGAGAAUGCAGGACUUUCACCGGUUGAAAUUGUGACUGAAUUGCGGCGUCGCCACGCAGCUGGAGAGUCGGGAGCUGGCAUCAACGUGCCAAAGGGCGCGGUUACGAAUAUCAGCGAAGAAAAUGUUGUCAUGCCCCUGCUGGUGUUCAGUUCAGCACUUUCUCUUGCAACAGAAUGCGUGCGCCAGCUCUUGAAGAUUGAUGACAUUGUCAUGGUAAGGUAA